UAUUUAUUGCUUCAUAUUCUAGAAAUGGAAUGGAACAAACAGGCUUUAAGCAUCCUCAUUCAGGCGAAGAAAAGUGUAUGUACAACCCGCAGGACCCACUAUAUCAUAAUAAGAAUGCCAGGAAAGAGAAACUGGCAGUGAUAGGCAGUAAAGUUCGCGCAGUUUUGCCCAACGCAACAGAUGAGGACUGCAAAACUCGAUUCAUGUCUCUGCGGUCGCAUUUUUGUGGAGAGCUAAAAAAAAUUGGAGCCAGUGAGCAUAGUGGUGCAGGGGCAAACGAAGUUUAUGAGCCUGCUGUGUGGUGGUUCAAUGCUUUGAAGUUUUUGAAGAACUAUGUGACACCGAGGAAAACAGUGACAAAUAUCCCAAGCCGUAUGAUACCACAGUCACUCUCAUCAAAUCCAUCUAGCACGACCACUGUCAAUGACCUUUGUAAUACUGAGGUGACUACAGUUACUGAAGAGACCAUAGUAAAUGAUGGAUAUAUUGAAGAUGACAACAGCAAUUACUCUCAAGACAUAUUUACUGUGGAAUUGUCAGACGGAAGUACACCUGUGUCAACACCAUCACCUCUAAGUGAGCAGCCUUAUGCUUCAGCCAGAAAGAGGCGUAGGAAGGACACUGAGGAUGAAUUAGCCACCUCAACAUUGUCAGUCUUCUGA
Molecule: messenger RNA, 662 nt
Organism: Schistocerca cancellata (South American locust)
Lineage: Eukaryota; Metazoa; Arthropoda; Insecta; Orthoptera; Acrididae
Exons: 5
Coding region: 30-662 (210 amino acids)
Source: RefSeq, a predicted model, not a curated record